Molecule: messenger RNA, 1236 nt
Organism: Penicillium digitatum Pd1
Lineage: Eukaryota; Fungi; Ascomycota; Eurotiomycetes; Eurotiales; Aspergillaceae
Product: bromodomain-containing protein
Biological process (GO): positive regulation of transcription by RNA polymerase II; chromatin remodeling
Cellular component (GO): histone acetyltransferase complex
Molecular function (GO): protein binding; histone H3 acetyltransferase activity
Source: RefSeq, a predicted model, not a curated record
AUGGAGGAAGCAGAGUCGCAAUCGAUCGUAGCCGACAGCAGGCCAGAUCUCCUCGCUGCGAAGCGCCCGGCCUCUGAAGAAUUGCAUAUCACAUAUGCCAAAAAAAUCAAAAUCCUCGAUGAUGCAUCGGUGGAGUCUGCUGAUCAAACUCCUGCUGCUCGGAGGAUUCCCAUCUACGAGAAGCCUGCAGUGCUAGAAGAACGAAGCGGCGAGAUCGAGUACCGAGUUGUCAACAACGAUGGCUCCAUCGAAAGUAUGAUUAUACUCACAGGCCUCAAAUGCCUCUUUCAGAAGCAACUACCCAAAAUGCCAAAAGACUAUAUCGCACGUCUCGUCUACGAUCGCAGUCAUUUAUCUAUGGCCAUUGUCAAGAUGCCUUUGCAGGUAAUUGGCGGAAUCACAUACCGGGAGUUUCGACAGCGCCAGUUUGCCGAAAUUGUUUUUUGCGCAGUUUCGGCUGACCAGCAAGUGAAAGGUUAUGGAGCGCAUAUUAUGGCCCAUCUGAAGGAUUAUGUCAGAGCUACCUCCCCAGUGAUGCAUUUUCUAACUUACGCCGAUAAUUAUGCCACCGGGUACUUUCAAAAGCAAGGUUUCACCAAAGAUAUCACUUUGGAAAAAUCUAUCUGGAUGGGGUACAUCAAAGAUUACGAAGGGGGAACACUUAUGCAAUGCUCCAUGGUUCCUCGAAUACGUUAUCUCGAAGUGGGUCGUAUGCUUCUCAAGCAGAAGGAAUCUGUUCUAGCCAAAAUACGUACCUUCAGCAAGAAUCAUGUUAUUCACCCACCACCUCAGCAAUGGGCUAGCGGUGUCAUCACUCCAAUCGAUCCACUCUCUAUUCCUGCCAUUCGAGCAACUGGCUGGUCUCCAGAUAUGGACGAGUUAUCACGGGAACCUCGCCGUGGGCCUCAUUACAAUGAACUCCGGCGUUUUUUAAAUCACAUCCAAAAUCACAAACAUGCAUGGCCCUUCGUCAGUCCGGUCAACAAAGACGAAGUCCCUGAUUAUUACGCUGUCAUUACAUCACCAAUGGACCUUUCGACGAUAGAGGAACGAUUGAAUGCCGAUUUUUACUCUGGGCCGAAUGACCUAGUCCCCGAUCUCCAAUUGAUUUUUAGCAAUUGUCGGCAGUACAAUGACGCAACAACGGUUUAUACAAAGUGUGCGGUUCAACUGGAGAAGUAUAUGCGGAAACUCAUCCGGGAGAUUCCGGAGUGGUACGAUCUACAUGAACAAUGA